Messenger RNA from Glycine soja, 2214 nucleotides. Its product is annotated as probable alkaline/neutral invertase F. The transcript is spliced from 5 exons. Bases 210 to 1883 code for a protein of 557 amino acids. Gene Ontology annotation, biological process: sucrose catabolic process. Gene Ontology annotation, molecular function: endo-alpha-N-acetylgalactosaminidase activity; sucrose alpha-glucosidase activity. The record is from RefSeq and is a predicted model, not a curated record. Lineage: Eukaryota; Viridiplantae; Streptophyta; Magnoliopsida; Fabales; Fabaceae.
AUAAUUGAAGUAAGAAGAAGCCACCCACUUGCUCUGCUUCUUGCAUGUGAUUUUUCUUUCACUUCUGCAAUAUAUACGUACGCUUCGGCAACACCCUUCUCUCUCUCUCAUUUCUUCUUUUUCUUCUCCUUCUCGGGCUUUUGAUAACUACUACUGUAGUUACAAUACUCUUUCUCGCCGUUAAGAAUUUGGAAAUAUCUUCAUUUACCAUGGAUUGGUGUCAAAAUCAAAACGGAAGUUUUAAAAGUACAGAUGCACUAUGUAUUGCGGCAGAAGCUGAUGAGGAGGAACUUGAUUUCACAAAGGUAGACAAGCCAAGGCCUAUAGAAAGAUGCAAAUCAUGCGAAGUAAGAUCACUAAGUGAACUGUCCAAAGUUUCUGAGAACUCUUCUUACUCAAUAGACCAUCUUGAUAAGGCAGCUUCUCUUCAGCCAAAAUCGGGUAUGAAUACCCCAGGAUCAUUGGUAUUGGAUCCACAAUCACAUCCAAUAGUAUCUGAAGGCUGGGAAGCUCUGAUGCGUUCCUUGGUGUAUUUUCGUGGUCAGCGUGUUGGUACAAUUGCUGCUAUGGAUAGUUCUGAUGAGAAAAUCAAUUACGACCAGGUGUUUGUAAGAGACUUUGUCCCUAGUGCUUUGGCUUUUCUGAUGAAGGGGGAACCUGAAAUUGUUAGAAAUUUUAUCUUGAAGACCCUUCGCCUUCAAUCAUGGGAGAAAAUGAUUGAUAAGUUUCACCUAGCAGAAGGAGUAAUGCCAGCAAGUUUUAAAGUACUUCAUGAUCCAGUCAGAAACCAUGAGACCUUGAUAGCAGACUUUGGUGAAAGUGCAAUAGGCCGGGUUGCUCCUAUUGAUUCGGGAUUUUGGUGGAUUAUAUUACUUCGUGCAUACACAAAGUCUACAGGAGACAAUUCCUUGGCUGAACUGCCUGAAUGUCAGAAGGGCAUGCGCUUGAUUUUGAAUUUAUGCCUUUCAGAGGGAUUUGACACCUUCCCCACUCUACUAUGUGCGGAUGGAUGCUGCAUGAUAGAUCGUAGAAUGGGUGUUUAUGGUUAUCCAAUUGAGAUUCAAGCACUUUUCUUCAUGGCUUUAAGGUGUGCCUUGAUAUUGCUAAAGGAAGAUGCUGAAGGCGAGGAGUUCAGAGAAAGAAUUACCAAACGAUUGCAUGCCUUAAGCUAUCACCUGAGAAGCUAUUUUUGGUUGGAUUUGAAGCAACUUAACAAUGUAUAUCGCUUCAAAACAGAAGAAUACUCACAUACUGCAGUCAACAAGUUUAAUGUCAUUCCUGAUUCUCUACCUGAUUGGAUUUUUGAUUUCAUGCCACUUAAAGGUGGUUACUUUAUUGGGAAUGUCAGUCCUGCUAGGAUGGAUUUCCGUUGGUUUUGCCUUGGUAAUUGCAUAGCAAUUUUGUCCAGCUUGGCUACUCCUGAGCAAUCCAUUGCAAUCAUGGAUCUCAUUGAAUCUCGGUGGCAGGAACUGAUUGGGGAGAUGCCACUAAAAGUUUGUUAUCCAGCCCUUGAAAACCAUGAGUGGCGAAUCAUAACUGGAUGUGACCCAAAAAACACUAGAUGGAGUUACCACAAUGGAGGAUCUUGGCCAGUUCUAUUAUGGCUUCUUGCUGCUGCCUCUAUCAAGACAGGACGACCCCAAAUUGCAAAACGUGCCCUUGAAAUUGUUGAAACUAGGUUGUUCAAGGACAACUGGCCCGAAUAUUAUGAUGGAAAGCUUGGUCGUUAUAUUGGGAAGCAAGCCCGCAAAUGCCAAACUUGGUCCAUUGCUGGUUACUUGGUGGCUAAGAUGUUGUUGGACGAUCCAUCACAUUUAGGUAUGGUGGCACUAGAGGAAGACAAACACCAAAAACCUGUGCUCAGAAGAUCAAAUUCAUUGUGAGUUGAUUUUGACUUGCAAUGGCAAAAAAGGAAUUAAGAAGGGCAAGGUGGGCGGCAACACUGAAAAGAAGCUCAAGAUUUUGUUUCGUACUUUUAGGUUCUAUGUACUAUUUUUCUGAGAUGCAUUAUGUUAAGCAUCUCUAGCUAAUUGCAUUGUGCUAGAGUUAAGUGCUUAGAGAAACACAAGUUCGUUCUUAGGAAUUGCAUGAAUUUCUUAGCGGAUGAUAUGUAAAACUAGAUCGAGAUCACUAAACAACACCAGACAUUGAAUGUAUUUAGCUGAUAUAUAGUUUGCGUCAUCACAAACAAAAUGCGAGAUACAAUUCAUAUCA